UUUACGCUUAGAAUAUGGUUAGGAUAGGUUAGGUUAGGCUAAUUCGGCAAUAAACGCAAUAAUUUAACUGUUUUUUUUUUAUUUAUAAGUAAAAUUGUGAGUGAAAAUGUCUUUCCUAACGGAAUAUUUCGAUGAGUAUCGCGCAAAACCUAUCAGAAAGACUAAAAUGUGUCGUCCAGAACUGCGAUGGGCGAAGUUGGAAGGGAAAUGGUUGGAUCCUAAAAAGGGCGGAUCUGAAGAGAGAGUAUGGAGCGAUGAAGAAAUCGAAGCCUUCAUUAAGAAGACGAUGAAGAGUCUACGAGGACGGUCUACCUACUUCAAUGACUUCUGCGGACAUCUUGACCCGGAAAUCGCCACGCGCCCGUUCGUCCCGCGCGUAAAGAAACUCCCCCUCUGCAGCGAGCUAGAACAGGUGAAGGUGGAGGAAGCAGCACCCCCGCCGCCGGCCGCCAAGCUAGCGCUCAAGGACACGGAGGUGAUGAAGAUGGCCAAGGAGAUGUAUGAACAGGACAUGGACAAACCCACGCUGGAGCCGCUUCAGACGCAUUUGAGAAUAUACGGCUACGUCCGCCCCUGUCUCUGGAAGACCGGCAUCAGCGACUACCAGAACGGUGUAGCCCGACUAGCGUACGAAAUGGUCCGCGACAACCGCCUGCCUCGCUACCACGCGCACAAUGGUUGCCGGCCGCGCUGGGGGUUGCCGCCUGAAGGUGUGCGCCAACCGGAGCUGGAUGGAGCGCCUUUUGAUGGCGAACGAUUGUAUUAAAUGCUAAGAAUGCGACUAAGAAUAAAACUUGUGCAACUAAAAAAUAUAACCUGAUAAUAUUAGCUAGAAGUGUAUUUGAAUGUUACCAACUCAUUGAACUUUGCUUCUUUUACCUGCAACCAAUCACUAGCCUGGCCAUAAUUAUGUACAAGUAGGUAACAAAUUUUCCAACGCCAUUUGAGUUAGGUAAUAUAUACCGAUCUCCUCUGCGUUUGGCACAUUGGACUAUGGUAUGGUGCAUCAGUAAAUGUUAAAUAAAAUGUUUUGUUUAUACUCAAAUUUGACCUACAUAGUGUAAUUUAUGUUAUACAUACGUUCAAAUGUGUAUGAUAAUUAAUAAAUAACGUUUGUUUUA
Messenger RNA from Cydia splendana, 1121 nucleotides. RefSeq lists its product as uncharacterized. Lineage: Eukaryota; Metazoa; Arthropoda; Insecta; Lepidoptera; Tortricidae. Bases 107 to 766 code for a protein of 219 amino acids. The record is from RefSeq and is a predicted model, not a curated record. The transcript has 5 exons.